Messenger RNA from Brachypodium distachyon (stiff brome), 2085 nucleotides. Its product is annotated as putative pumilio homolog 8, chloroplastic. Gene Ontology annotation, cellular component: cytoplasm. Bases 278 to 1798 code for a protein of 506 amino acids. The record is from RefSeq and is a predicted model, not a curated record. NCBI's taxonomy places the organism in Eukaryota, Viridiplantae, Streptophyta, Magnoliopsida, Poales, Poaceae. The transcript has 5 exons. Gene Ontology annotation, biological process: post-transcriptional regulation of gene expression. Gene Ontology annotation, molecular function: mRNA binding.
GACACUCCACACCGGCAUCAUCACUCGUCACUCACUACUUUCGCGGCUAUCCUCCUUGUAUAAAACCUCCCCCCUCCCCGCUCUCUCCUCCUCCCACUCCUCUCCUGCAUGCCCCAACGAACCAUCUCCAAGAAACCACCUCACCCCAAUCCCAAACCAAUCCUCCCCACUCAAUUCCCCAUCCAGAUUCGAUCCCAGUUCAUCAUCUUCCUAGAAGGAAUCGAUCGAUAAUUAACACGGAGAGGCAGAGUGGCGAUCGACGACGACGACGGCGAAGAUGAAGCUUGACAGGGAGAUGGAGUUGCUCCUCAACGAGAUCCCCCUCCUCCACCACGGCGACCUCCUCGGCUGCGGCGGCGCGCCGCCCGCCGCCGCCGAGGCCGACGCCGACGCCGGCUUCGAUUUCUCCUACCUCAUCCAGGAGCUCGGCGAGAUGGGCUUCGUCGACGAAGACGACGACGAGGAAGAGAAUGGCGACUUCUCGAACUCUGUUUACCCCAGGAAGGCCAGCUCGUCCCCUACCAGCAACCUCCAUUUCAUGGACGCCGAGAAUUUCGUGGCCGCGCACCCCUUCUCCUCCUCCUCCAUGGCCAUGUCCAUGGCCGUCGACAAACACCGCGAAAGCAGGUCCCUUUUCGACCCUUUCCCCUUCUCCGCCACCUGCUUCGACGCCGCCGCGGCGGAGGACUGGGACCUCCCGUGCCCGCCUCCGAGAUCCUCCUCCCGGCCGUGCAAGACGACGGCAAGCGUGAGGCAGAGGAAGCUGCAGGGCAACAACAAUGGCGGCCAGGGCCAGGCGGCGGCGAAUUCGAAGGCGUCCAAGUACGAGAGCCUGGUGGGCCUGCGGGGGUACAUGUACCACGUGGCGAGGGACCAGCACGGGUGCCGGUUCCUGCAGCAGCGGCUCGACGACGGCAAGCGCGAGGUCGACUUCGUCUUCGCCGGCGUCGCCCGCCAUGCCGUGGACCUCAUGGUGAACCCCUUCGGGAACUACCUCAUGCAGAAGCUGCUCGCCGUCUGCGACAGGGAGCAGAGGAUGGCGCUCGUGCGGGCGCUCACCAAGGACCCCUUCGUGCUCGUCAGGAUCUCCCUCAACGUCCAUGGGACAAGGGCGGUGCAGAAGCUGAUUGAGAGCCUGAGGACAAGGGAGGAGAUUCAGCUCGUCGUCGCGGCUCUGCGCCCCGGCUUCCUGGAGCUCAUCAAGGAUCCUAAUGGCAAUCACGUCGUGCAAAAGUGCUUGCAAGCGUUCGAGGCCGAUGAUAACAAGCCGAUCUUUGCUGCUGCUGCGAUUUACUGCCUCGAUAUUGGUAUGCAAUGCCAUGGUUGCUGCGUUCUGCAGCGGUGCAUCGCGCGUUCCACUGGCGAGCACAAGGAGAAGCUGGUAGCUGCAAUCGCUCGCAAUGGAUUUGAACUUGCGCAAGAUGCCUAUGGAAACUAUGUUGUUCAGUAUGUGAUAGAACUGAAGGUUGCUACUGCAAAUGCAAGCCUGGCACAGCAGUUUGAAGGCAAGUACAUCCACCUCUCCAUGCAGAAGUUCAGCAGCAAUGUGGUCGAGAAAUGCCUGAAAGUCUUCAAGGAGGCUGACAAGGCAACUAUCAUCCUGGAGCUUCUUGCUGCGCCGCACUUCGAGCGGUUGCUUCAGCACCCAUAUGCAAACUAUGUGGUCUACUCAGCUCUUCAGAAUUCUAAGGGCUCUCUUCACUCAGCGCUAACGAACGCGAUCCGGCCUCAUGUGGAACUGCUGAGAACCAGUCCUUACUGCAAGAGGAUCUACUCACGAGCUUUGCUGAAGAAGUGAAGAGCUGACCGGAAAAUUUCCACCAUGUAACAAUAAAGAUUGUUGUCUUGUGCUAUUUUCUGAGGUUCAAAAGGGAUAAAGGUGAUCACACCGUGUAGAUUUGUAUAGAUCAAUAUUAUUUGGUCGUGUGUUUUUAUCUGCACCUGUAUUCGGUGCACUCUUGUGUUGCCAUAAUCCAUCUGGAAUGGAAUAAGUUCCAAUUGAACAAGACAUCAUGUAGUAGAUGUUGAUUAAUGUGCAGAAGAUUGCUGCUAAUGCUGAUUCUUGUAACUUAUUGUUUGCUUUUA